Anastrepha ludens (Mexican fruit fly) is the source of this 8366-nucleotide messenger RNA. RefSeq lists its product as uncharacterized. The record is from RefSeq and is a predicted model, not a curated record. The transcript has 6 exons. Bases 1916 to 3370 code for a protein of 484 amino acids. Lineage: Eukaryota; Metazoa; Arthropoda; Insecta; Diptera; Tephritidae.
GUCAUUGACUAAACGUACAAGCGUCAAGCAACAGCGCAAUCAGCGGCUAAGCGGCAAUACUCCACUCUACUCUAGUACUAUACAAUUAACAACAAAACGAAAAUAGUGGCAAGAACAGUGUUUAGCAGUGUGGCAUUAGUGGCGAACUGACAGUUGCGGCAUUUGUGCAGAGCGAGAUAAUACGAAUAUGUUGGUGUUAAAACAUUAGCAUUUGCAUUUGAUUUUCUGAAUUGGUUAGACGUUUUGCUUUUUAUUGUUUGCUUUACGCUUGAACUCCAUGAGUUUUAUUUGUGUUAAUUUUUUGUUGUGUUUCGUGCUUGCGAUUUCAUUAGAAUUACUAAAGUGAAGUGCUAUCUUCGAAUACACUCAUAAACGGUCUUCGGGUGCUAUUAGUUUUGUUGGCGCCACCCACAAGAUUUUUGAAGUUUGAUUUAAUGAAUGGAAUCGAUUGGAAAUGAUGCUUUAAUAAUAAAGUGAGAAAGUGCAGGAAAUUGACAUGAUAAUAAGUUAAUGUGAAUUGAUUAAGAAAAAUUUGGAAAUGAAUAAAAGUACGUGCAUGUAUUAAUGACAAAAACUAAACGAUUCCAAAAAUAAAAUUAAGAAGCAAAUUCACGAAAUUUGGUUAUUAAAAGAGAGUAAAUGAAUUUUCAAAGAAAUACACUGUAAAACGAGUUCUAUAGAAAAUGUACUGAAUUAAAAAUUUUGAUUGAAUUCACAUUUCGGAACUGAGCCAAAAAUCAUCGGUAAAAAAAUUUUAACAAAAAUACUUUCUUAUAAGUGCAUAAAAAGGCUUACCAGGAUUGAAUGAGCAAAAUAAUUGUUUUUCUUUUAACAAUCAUUGAGUUAAGUGAAAAGGACUUAGUAAAAAAAUUAAAAACAUUUUUUAAUUUUUUAAAAACUUGCGCACACAAAAAUAAUUAAGAGUUUUAACUAAAAUUGAAUAAUAUUUGCAAAGCAAAGAAAAUGUUUAAAAAAUUUUAAUAAGAAAGUGUAAUAAACCAGCGCCAUAAAAUUUAUUUCGGCUCGUUCUUCAAAAAAUAUAAGGACAAAACUUACGUGUGAACAUUUACUUGCAAAGAUAUCAAGUGAAUGAAUAUUAAAUGCGAAAGUAAUUAAUUUAAUUCUUAACUAGUGCAACUGCAUACAACUUUUUCGUUCUCUUGCGCUUCUCUUUACGAAGCCUAAUGCCGGUAGAGAAAAAUAAUACAUUCACUAUCAUCCAUACAACCCAGCUCUUGGAGCUCAGUUGCGCUCCGGAUAUUGUAGCAGGUUACACUCCUAAGCACGACACUAUACACGUACCCCGUUAAAUCCCUUCAUCUAACACCGCUCUCACUGCAGACCGCCCCCGCCGAGUUGGACCUACCGUUAGGUGAGGUUGACGACGACGAUCGGUGACUUUGCCGUGCCCGGCAGGACUUGAUAUACUACUACAACAACAAUAAUGCUUGUAGUUUUACUACUUGUCACAAAUAUAAAAUGAAUUAGAAAAAAACAAAACACUUACAACUUUGUAAACAUCUUUACAAGUAAAAAACUUUAAAAUCCAAAACAAAACUUAAAAUUCAAUAGAAAUUAACUAGACAUGCUGUGAAUUUUGUGCGGAAUAAACGAACAAAAAUAUUUGUCUCCGAUUCGUUAAUUAAUAAAAAACAUAUAAAAGUGCGUGGCGGUGUUUUAAAAUUGUGCAACUACAAAACCAAAUCUCUGUUUCGACAUUUGAUAAACUUUCUGAACUUCACUACUCAACGUUUGUCACAGAUUGUGGUCUUGAGCUUUAAAUAAAAACAUCCUCGUCUAACAUUUUAUACGCAACACGCACAAAAACGGAUUAAAAGUGGAAGACAUCACGGCAAAAAUGGUAAGCAGAAAAAACUAGCAUUUUCGUGCUGCUGCUGUUAAAUCUGCAUCGAAAAUGGCUUGUGUUAAUAAACAAUAUUCAGCCACCGAUUUGGAGGCUUUCAUGAAAAUCGCAGUCAAUUGGCAAACGAAUAAUCACAAUUUGCUGGAAGGUGUCGACAUGAAAGGAGAAAUACAGCAAUACAUGAACAGUCCAGCAAUGAACAUGUACAAAAAGCGUGAACGCACACAGAAUUGGAAUCAUCAGGAGAAGAAGUUCUUGCUCGAUUUGUGCCGCAAAGAUAUGCGUAUUAUUGAAAACAAACGGCUCGAUGCGGGCCUGACAGCGGUAAAGAAUAAAGCUUGGAAGAUAAUUCACCAAAAAUUCUCAAGUCAGUUUGGAACAGAUCGUACGUGUAACCGCUUAAAGGAGCAAUGGCGGCGCAUGAAAGCUUGCACGCGUAACGAAAUUUUGGAUUACAACAAUCGAUUGGCCAGAUUUGGUGCAGAGGUUGCCGAUCGCAAGAAGCCAUCGCCGUUCACCUUCGAAGUGUGGGAAUUCAUGCAGGAGGCGAAGAAAGCAUGCAAGUCGGAAGCUUUGGAUGGAAUCGACUACUCAAAGAUACCAUUAGCGCUGGAGGAGGACUACGAGUAUCGCGAGGAUGAACAGAAUGGCGAAGAUGAUCACGACAUGGAUGACAGUCGCACUCCACCACAGGAACUCUGUGAUGUCGACAUCAAAGAGGAGACUAAUGAGACCUUCAACGACACCAUCAACCACAAUGAAUCGCUGGCGAUUGGUGAACGUCGGCUCUCCUCCUCGCCGAAUGUGAGCCGCCUGAGCGCGCACGACAUUGAACGCGCCAGCCUACACAGCCCAGCCGGCAAUUUGGCGACGACUAGCGAUCUCGCCACCUCCAGCUUUCUUACCCAAAAUGGCGCUAGUGGCGGCGCAGCGGUCGGUGGUAGCGCCGGUGACAUGGGCGCCUUUCAGCCCGCUUUCAACAUGAGCAAUAUCUCCGCCACACUGGAAGCGUUAAAUGCGUUACGUGCCGCACAAUUCCCCCCCGCAGCCGCUGCUGCUGCUGCUGCCUUACAAAAUAAUUUUGCUGCCGCCGCCGCGCAACAACAACACAAUCAACACCAACAACAAAUGUCACAAUCAAGUAGUGAGCAACCACUGACGAAGCGUCCGCGCAGUUCGAGCGGUAGCGCCAAUGGCGAAGAGGUGCUGCAUGAUUUGUCGAUGAAUGGCGCCGCCGCCGCUGCCGCUGCAGUAUCAGUAAGCAAUCCAGCAACCGCACAACUCGCCGGCAGUGGCGGUGGCAUGAGCGUUGGGGGAGUUUCGACUAGCAGUACGCCCGAAAUGCGAUCUUUCAUGGAGAUGCAGAGCAAAGAGCAUUUGCUGCGUAUGAAAAUACUCGAGGUGCAACUGCAGGCGGCCAAAUAUAAUCGUGAUCUUGUCGAGAUCAAUAAGACAUUGGCAUUGCAGAAGUUGCAGGAAUUGGCUAGCAAGCGAUUGACAAGCUAAGUUUGGAGAGCGGUGUAGGCGAAAUAGCUGAAAAAUUAAAGCAAAAAAAUAAAAGUAAAAGAAUAUUCGGCAGAAGUAUUUAUGGGAAUUGCUUGCAAAAAAGGACAGGCGUGCUUUACGAAGGUGGGCCGGCGAGUAAGCGAAAAAAAGGCAGCGGCGUCGCGUUGUAAGAUGUGUUCGCGCGUACUUGAAGCUGCUCGUAUUUUGGUUGCCUAACUACAUUUUAAUUUUUGUUUUACCAAUCAAUUAAAAAAUUAUAUUAGUUUAGUGCGCUCUUUUUGUAUAGAAACAACAUUCCUGUUAGCGUCAGUUGAACACAAAACCUACUUUAUUGUUAUUAGAAAUAGUAUAUUUUUUAAUUGUUAUUGUGUUUGAUGUCACAAAUUUUAAAGGAAGAAAAGAAAUAUAGAAAAAGAAUUGGAAAAAAAACUAUUACUUAAUUUUUUGAAAUAAUUUUUGCCACAACAGUAUUUAUAAAGAGUAGAACACAGAGAAGUUUUAUAAAAAAAUCUGGUAAGAAAUCUUUAAAGAAUAGUCAACGUAAUAGCCCUAGCUCAGUGGUCACAAAACAACAAAGCAAAAAAAAACAAAAACAACUUAUAAAAAGUCGAUAAAGAACUCUAAAACUAAAAAAACAAGGUCAGAUAAAUGAUUAUUGGACUAAAAGAAAUAAAUUAAAUACACUUGGAAUGUUUAGAAAGCAUGCUGUAGAUGUUGCAUAUUUAUGGGCGCCUAAUGAAUUAAUCUCAAUUUUUCCGACUAAGCAUUGAUUAGUUUAAUGAUCAUUUAAUUUAAGAACCACAGAUAAUGUAGUAGUAAAUGAGUAGGCUUUAGAGAAGGUAAAUAGCUGCGCCUCAACAAGUUUGGCCAUUUAACGCGCCUAAAAGCCGUUGAUUGUAAAUUAUAACAAAAGCACGAAGAAGUUCCAAAAUUAAGCCCACAUUUAAGGGCUGUUGUAAAAAAAAACAGAUUUUUACGAAUACACAAACGUGCCAAAUGCAUACAAAACACAAUUUAAACAUUGAAGGGAAAUAAGAAUAAUAAAUGUUUUCUUAUAAGAAAGCGGAGUAGAAUAAAAAUUACACUUAAGUUUUGCUCCGUUCAAGAUAACUGUAUGGAAAGCAGCAGAGUGUUAUAAAGGAGCUGCAUGUCGCAGAAAUUAACAGGAAAAAGAAAAAUGCAACACAUAAAACAAAUACAUAAAUCAAGAUAUUUUUGUACUUAUAACAUUUGAGUAGUCUAUAAAAUUAGUAGUUUAGAGAAAUCUAUGAUAAGGUUAAACUAUACAAUAAAAUCAAUUAGAAUAAAAAUUCAAAAAAUUAAAAAAAAAAUUAAGAAACAAAAAAAAAAACAAUUAAAAAAAUUAAAAAGUAAAAAAAUGUAAACAAAAUUUAACGCAGAUAGUGAAAUAUAAAAUUGUUUUAUACAAUUGUUACAAAACACAAAAUAAAAAAUCUCAAAAAAUAAGCAGAAAUUAUAAAAUAUGCAAUAUAAUGCAUAAACGUGGAUUAAAUACUUAAUUUUAUAAUAAGCAAAUAUUUAAAACAAAUAAGCACUAAAAAGGCGCAAAGUAUUGAGUUGAGUAUUGUAGUAUUUUUUCUUUUUAGUUCUAAGUUUUAUUAAAAAUGCUGACUUAAUGGCACACGUUUAAAAAAAUAUUAAAAUACUUAGUCUUGCCAUAAAUUCUGUGACAAACAGAAAAAAGUUCCGUUAUUUCUGCUUUUGUUCGUAUGCAUUGUCUACUCAUAAAUUAUACUCAGUUUCGUGCCAAAUCUCACUUGUUAACAAUGGAGUGAGGAGCUAAGGAAAAUCGCAUUGUAGUGAUUGCAUUGCAAAAGUGUGAUAAAAGCACAAGUGAGAUUUACGAAUUGCUGAAAAAAACUUAAUAUUUCGAAAAUAUUGGUUUACCACACGAUCGAUCGUUUUUCAAUGAAAAUACUUUUUCAUAAAUGAGGAAAUGAUGAGGCGUAGGGAAGAGUUGAGCAGUACUCUCUUGAAUGGAGAGCAUUGGUUCUUCCAGCAAGAUUCCACUCCAGUCCAUAAGGAAAAACCACCCAGCAGUGGCUUAAGCACAAUAUUUCUGGGUUCAUAGCCACAGAAGUUUGGCCAUCUGGAAGUCUAGAUCUGAAUCCGUUGAACUACAGUUUGUGGUCAGGAUUGGAGAAUAUGGCCUUUCGAAGAGCUCGCAGAAAUUUGGAGAGUCUCAAACAGUCUUUGGUUCGAGCAGCGACAUCAAUAUCUAUGGAAACCGUGCGUGCUGCAGUAACUGAAAGGCCUAAUCGAUCAAUAACUAAAGGUCAAUAACAAUGAAGAAUCUCUCUUGCCAACAAGUGCUACUUUGGAAUAAGUAGGCAAUUGAGUAGUAAAGUCCUCUUUGGACGAACAAAACUAAAUAACUAACUCAUCAAGGUUCUCAUCAUGUCCGUCCUAACGUAUGGCGCAAAAGCGUGGACGAUGACAAUAUCCGAUGAAAGGUCCCUUGGAGUGUUUGAGAGCAAAAUGCUGAAGAAGAUUUUUGGAUGUUGGCGACGGCGAAUAUCGCAGGCUAUGAACUUUACGUCGACAUAGGCAUAGCGCAGCUAAUAAAGAUCCAGCGGCUUUGUUGGCUACGCCAUGUCGUUCGAAUGGAUACAACCGCUCCGGCUCUGAAAGUAUUCGAUGCGGUACCAGCUGGUGAUAGCAGAGUAAGAAGAAGGGCUCCUUGACAGUUGCUCUCCUUCUCUGUGCACACAACAGCAAUUGCUACUAAAGUCCAAAAUCGCAACAAGGUUCUCAAAUCGCUUGCCGGCAGCACUUUAUGCAAAGACAAAGAACUUUUGCUAGCGACUUUAAGGCAAUUGGCCGGCCGGUUUUAAAUUAUGUUGCACCUGUCUGGUCGCCUGGAAUUAGUGUCACGCAGUGGAUAAAGCUCCAAACUCGCCAAACACCCUCUUCAACACCUUCACAACGAGGCACAGUUAUCUACUCAGCAAACAGUUUCUACUUGGGUGCUACUGCAGGUUUCCCCCUUGCAAACACCUGUUUGAGCCAGAGCCACCUCCCACGUACGUCCGGAGACACCUUCUCAAUUACGUUAUCGCGACAAUUAAGAAGAAGAAGAAUCGUUGGAAGGCUUGUGUAAAAGUAAAUGUUUACCCUUUCGAAUGAAAAUUAAAUUAACUUUAUUAAAAAAAAUAUUAUAAUUUCAUAUCUAUAACGGACUUAACCUGUAACAGAACUUAUGGCAGAGCUAAGUACAAAAAAAAAUAUAUAUUUUUUUUAAUAUUUAAGUAGAAUAAUGAAUUAGGAUAAUGCUGCUACAAAACUUUUAGUUGUAUUAUUCCAUUAUUAAACAUAUGUAUGUUAGCAGAGGAGGAAAUAAAACCCAAUAACCCAACGCACUAUAGAUUUUUCUGGUCGCAGCGCUAAAUUCCCUCAAACUAAUAGUUUUUCUACAAUAUUAAGCGCAUGCUUCUUAUUUCGCACUUGCUUCGGUUAUUAGUUUUGUAUUACUUAUUUGAAACAUUUACUUAUUUUAUUUUAAAUUCUAUGAAAAUAUUUUUUUUUAUUGAAAAAUUGUAUUUUGUUAAUUUAUGUUUUCAUUUGCGUCAAAAUAUGUAAUAUUAUUUAUAAAUAUAUGUUAAUGAAAUUCGUUUUGCCAUAGAAACAAAAACAAAUUUCUUUCGAUAGAUCAUUAAUCGUUUAAAACAGUGCUGGCCAUAACUCACUCAACCACAUAUGUAAAUUUUGAUAAACGAUGAGAGAAUGAAGAGAGCGAUUCGCUCACGCGUCUGUUAUGCACGCAUUUGAGUUGCUAAUUGUAGGAAGGACAUUUUUUUAUUAUGUAAAUAAUGUGAAAGGCAGAGAUUACAUUAAUUAACUUACCUAUACAUAGAUUAAUUUACUUACACUUCUUGGUUAGAUUUCUAAUUAAAAUUUUGUGUAGAAUUAAACAAAAGUGUAAAAUUUGUUAAAUUAAAUGUAUAAAUAUUCUAAUUUUGAAUUCAAUGAAAAUUGAUUUUUAAGUGUGUAAAUAUAAAAGCUUGGAAUAAUAUUAAAGAAUUCAUUUUUAAGGUAGUUACAUAUAUCUUUUUUAUUUAUGUAUGUACGUAUUUUAUUAACGUAACAUUGGUAAUAAAACUAAAUAAUGGAAAUGAAAUGUCUACAUUUUCUAAUUAUUAAUUAAUACUUCAAUACUAAGUUCAUGUUCAUAUCUAGUAAUUUUUAAGAGAUCUUGUUAUUGUGGGACCGUUAGACUGCUGUUACGGCUUUGUUGCUUAAAAUUUGUGUAUCGAUUGACCGGGUUCGGACAUGGCAUUGUUUGAUGCUUCAACUGGUAACUUUUGGAAGAGGGGAAUACGAAGAAAGGAGAGAGGCACCGAGUUGCUCAUGCUUCGUUUACAUGCUUUGUGUUCGCGUUCUUUUCAAUGUUCUCGUUCUUUUCAACACAAUUACAGCAACGGAGUUGCCUUGUAGGAAAGUUAGAGACAACACCAAAAAAGAGAAUUCGUAAAGUGGAAGCAACAAAAAUGUCCCUGUAUGAACACAGUCACUGAGCACGAUCACAGCAAGAUAAUAAGCGUCGGCAACACUACUUCAUAGAUUACGCUAAUGUAUUUGUGAAAGCAGCGCUGCUUUUGUCGUGUACGUCUGAAAUCAGAAGAGAAUAAAUAGGUACGUGUGCCUAUGCAAUGGCCAGCUCUAGUUUAUAGGGAUUCGAAAAAUUCACUUAAAUAAAUUCAAUUGAGACACUUAAAAAAAAUAUUUGUUAAAACAAUAUCAUUUCAUAGAGUACAGUAGACUGUAAAUAAAUGUAUACCUACAUACAUAUAAUUAAAUCAGAACUUGUUACAAUAUUAUAUACAUUUAAAUAAGUACUGUACAUGUGUAAGAAAAAAAAACAGUAAAAGCUGAGAGUAUUUGGUAAUUGCAUUCAAUAGAAAUACAUAAUUGAUCGCAUUGUAUUGUAAGAUUAAUACAGAUGUAAGUUUAAAUACUUUUGAACAAAAGCUUGUUA